AUGCCGGUGAAUAGUAACGGUUCAAAUAUGUCUGCAGUGCAGUUGCUCUCAUCUUCAAGUACAAAUUCGAACUCAGCAAGUCGUUUAAUAAAUGUCACAUCUGCAAUCUCAACCACUUCGAAUUCAUGUAUCAAAAUGGAAGACAUCAGUAUAAGUCAACAACAGUCUACAUCAGCCAUCAAUCCAAGUGUUCUAUCGAGUCACACGCCCAUUAAUAAUAUCAAUUCUGCUGCUAGUGUUAAUGAUCAGAACUGUAUCAAUUCAUCCACUAAUCGUUUUCGUUUACCGAAUGCAUCACCUAAUCCAGAGAAUAACGCCAUGGAAAGUGAUGACUUGGGACCGGUGUCGAGAGAUCGUUGCAAUACAUGGCCAUUGCGACGACCGCAACUUGAUAUAAAUGCGCAAACAAGUCCGUUGAUCCAUGAGCAAAUUCCCGAAGAGGACAACGAUCUUUAUGAUAGUACGGAAAGUAUCAGUAACGGUCGAUUGGGUGCCAAUUCAACUGCGGGUCUGAUGGGCUCGCCCGAUAAUGGAGCCUUCUCACCUGGGAUGUCAUCACCAGUACCAUGCGGUAACACUUCCGGACAAGUUCCACCGUCAAGCGCUGGUUCAGAUACCUCCGACCCAGGUACCACUGCACCUGGCUCAAACAAGAAAUCAACCACACGGCGCAAUGCCUGGGGCAAUAUGUCUUACGCUGAUCUUAUCACGCAGGCGAUCAUGAGUUCAGCUGAAAAAAGACUCACUUUAUCGCAAGUUUAUGAAUGGAUGGUGCAGAACGUUCCAUACUUUAGAGAUAAAGGUGACUCGAAUAGUUCGGCCGGAUGGAAGAAAACGAGUGCGAGCGAAGCAGAUGAAGAGUGCAAGUGCGAAACUCUAGAUAUGGAAAGUAUUGCAAGGAACGGCUCGAUUUGUGCAUAUGAUGAUGAACUGGAGAGUGAAUCCGAAUCGGAAUCUGAAUCACGUUCACGCUGUUACACGUGGCCAAUGCAGCAACUGUGUAGUGUAUCCACUACGAAUAAACCAACUGAUCCUCCUCCACCAGUACUGCAUGCAUCUACCGAUCGACAACUACCGUCUUCUGAUCAUCUUCUUGAUAACUUGUCUCAUCGACGUACAGCUACUAUUGCUAGCACAGCCACAUCACCUCACCUAAUUCACAACGAUAUUUCUUCGCUAUGCUCCGCUUCGGAUGGCGGCAAUUUGUCUUCGCCAUUGCUCACUAUUCAAAAGAAACGCGUUCGUAAAAGGACAACUGAUCAAGUUGCUAAUCAAAAGAAACCAAAUCCUUGGGGUGAAGAAAGUUAUUCAGACUUGAUUGCGAAAGCAUUAGAAUGUGCGCCUGAAAAGCGUAUGAAACUUAAUGAAAUUUAUCUCUGGUUCUCCACAAAUAUCUCGUAUUUUCGUGAUAAAUCAAGUACCGAAGAGGCUGCUGGUUGGAAGAAUUCGAUACGACACAAUCUGUCGCUACAUAGUCGUUUCAUGCGAAUUCAAAAUGAAGGAGCUGGUAAGAGUUCGUGGUGGGUCAUAAACCCAGACGCAAAACCUGGCAGAAACCCGCGCAGGCAACGUUCGGCCACUCUCGAGAAUACCACCAAGGCUGCUAUCGAAAAGAAGCGUCGCGGUGCACGCAAAAAAGCAAUGGAGUUGCGUGCAGCAGGCACACUUCACAGUGCAAGCAGCUCGGUUGUUGGCUCACAGGCAUCGAUAAUUAGUCACGAGCUGUAUGGUGAUAACGAUGAUUCGUUGGGAAAUUUCGAGCCGUUGUUCCGUCCACGAACGCAAUCGAAUUUAUCGAUAACGGCAUCCUCGUCACGCGUCUCUCCUUCAAUGACCACCGAUCAUUUUGAUGAUUUCGAUUUUCCACCUUUUGUUGAAGCUGGAGCUAUGCCACAUGAUAUAUUGGAUCGUACAAAUGAGAUGAAUUUGAAUACGCAUCCAGAGAGUUCAGUGUUCCAACGUGCUGGCCACAAUCCGAUGUUAAACGGAUCUGUGAAUCAGUCUCAAGCGCAGUCACAGCCGAGCGCUGCUUCUUCUUCCUCAUCCGCUUCAUCUCUCUUGCAACACAUCAAAUCUGAACCGACACCACCCAACAGCAUAAAGAAUGAGGCAAACGGUGUUCAGCCUCCACCAUCAUAUCAUGAGCUGAAUGCAGUCCGAGGUGUAUCACAUCUACAGAACCCCCUACUGCGAACACAUCUCAUUCAAAAUAGGCUUCCACCACCAGCUGGAUUGCCCUAUAACGGACUGUAUUCGACGGCAACUGGUACAGCGCUACCGAAUUGGAUACAUACAGGAGGUGCUCAGCUCAUACCCGGAUUACAUUCGCAAAUCAGUUGUUCAGCGCAGCAAACACUUGGUCCUACAGCGGCAUUACCACUCGACUUGGAAAAUUUGACGUUACCUGACCAGCCUUUAAUGGAGUUGGACAAUAUGGAAGCUGUUCUUCGACAUGAACUUUCACAGUCAACUAGUAAUCAACUUAGUUUUGAUAACAUUUGA
Messenger RNA from Anisakis simplex (herring worm), 2502 nucleotides. NCBI's taxonomy places the organism in Eukaryota, Metazoa, Nematoda, Chromadorea, Rhabditida, Anisakidae. The record is from the annotation of a GenBank genome assembly.